AUGGAGGAUGCCGACGAGGACAUGGUGCUGUGCAACGGCAUCGGCUUCGGCGAGAAGAAGCGCCGGCUGAGCACGGAGCAGGUGCGCGCGCUGGAGCGGAGCUUCGAGACGGAGAACAACAAGCUGGAGCCGGAGCGGAAGGCGCGGCUGGCGCGGGAGCUGGGCCUGCAGCCGCGGCAGGUGGCCGUGGUUCCAGAACCGGCGCGCCCGCUGGAAGACGAAGCAGCUGGAGCGCGACUACGCGGCGCUGCGCCACUCAUCAAGGAGCUGAAGGCGAAGCUGGGCGACGAGGACGCCUUCUCGUCGGUGAAGGAGGAGCCAGCGGCGUCCGACAUCGAGGCCCCCGCCGCCGGGGCGGCCAUGACAGCGCAGGGAUCGUCCGACAGCGACUCCAGCGGGGUGGUGAACGACGCGGAGACGACGCCGGAGAAGCCUCCUUCUCCGGCGGUGACCGCCGAGGCGGCGGUGGUCGGCGCGUCGGCGCCGCAGCUCCAGCUCCAGCACGGCGAGGUGUUCUUCCACGGGCACCUGCUGAAGGUGGAGGAGGACGAGGCGGCGUUCCUGGGCGACGACGACGCGGCGUGCGGGGGCUUCUUCGCGGACCUGCAGCCGCCGCCGUCGCUGCCGUGGUGGGCCGAGCCUACGGACCACUGGGCCUAG
Molecule: messenger RNA, 660 nt
Organism: Miscanthus lutarioriparius
Lineage: Eukaryota; Viridiplantae; Streptophyta; Magnoliopsida; Poales; Poaceae
Source: the annotation of a GenBank genome assembly